Nothobranchius furzeri (turquoise killifish) is the source of this 3050-nucleotide messenger RNA. Its product is annotated as interferon regulatory factor 2-binding protein 2-B. Gene Ontology annotation, molecular function: transcription corepressor activity. Lineage: Eukaryota; Metazoa; Chordata; Actinopteri; Cyprinodontiformes; Nothobranchiidae. Gene Ontology annotation, biological process: regulation of transcription by RNA polymerase II. The record is from RefSeq and is a predicted model, not a curated record. Gene Ontology annotation, cellular component: nucleus.
GGCAUCGGGAAGAAUCCAGUAAACACGUCGCAGCUCGAGCCAAGUGUCGACGCUGACGUCACAUUGAGAACUCGAGUCGAGCUGAGUUGUAAGCGCGAGCACCGACGGAGGCACGCGCCGAUGCAACGGGCUCUGCUAAUGUUUUCCUGUUUCCGCUACUCUGUUUGAGAAAAGGGGAUCCGACUAGUUUCUGGAGAUUUCUGUUGCUCCGACCGCGUAAACAAGCGGACGGACAUUUUGGAUCGUGUGUGUUCGCUUCGGGGCUCCAACAUGUCGUCCGCGGCCGUCGCUGCCUCCAGAAGGCAGUCCUGUUAUCUGUGUGAUUUACCUCGGAUGCCGUGGGCCAUGAUCUGGGAUUUCACCGAGCCCGUGUGUCGUGGAUGUGUCAACUACGAGGGUGCCGAUCGGAUUGAGUUUGUCAUCGAGACCGCUCGUCAGCUCAAAAGGGCACACGAUUUCCAGGAGGGCCGCUCUGCAGGCCCGGGAAAGCCCCACCACGCCGGGAAGGAGCUCAGCCAUUCGGUAGGAGACCUUAGCUCUCGCCCGCCGCAGCAUCUGGACCGCUACCCGCCGUCGGAGCGGCCACCCCGGUUGGGAUUGGAAUACCAGACGGGUCGACAGGCGAACGGGCUGCCCUUACCGAAUGGAUUCCCCAAACCCGACGAGCCCCCGGAACUAAACCGCCAAAGCCCCAACCACCGCCGGACUAGCACGCUUCCUCCUAACCUGGUGCCUUUGGUCAGCGGCAGCAUGUCGGCCGCUCAUCCGCUCAACGGCCGCUCCGGGCUGGCCGGGCCCGUGGAACAUCACGGGAAACGUUUUGAUGAACUGAAAGAUAAACUCAGGCCGGACAGCCUGUCGGACAUGGCAGACAGCCACAAGGACUGGAUCGGUAAAGGCAAGACGGUCCGGGACCUGAUGGCGCUGCACACGUUCGACAGCAGGUUCAAGAAGGACCAGACCAGCAUGCAGCGCGUGCUGGCGUAUGAGGCGAGCGCCAGCUCCUCCAAAACAGAUCGGGGGAGGCACGCCCGCCCUGUGAAAAGGAAAGCCUCCCCCGAACCCGACGGUGACGCCGGUGCUCCCAAGAUGAACUGUGAAGGUCAGCCGUGGCUCUCCGCAGAGGUCCUGAAGAUUACACCAUCCUCCCUGCCAGGCUUCUCGGGUGCUCCCUCUUCCACCACGUCUCCCCACGCUCACACCACCCUGCCUGAAGCCGCCAUGGCCCAGAACGGCCAGUCGCCCAUGGCGGCGCUCAUCCAUGCCACCGACAAUGCAGGAAGCACGGGCUCCCCUAAGGAUGGCAGCCAGGUGCACUCCACCACGGCAGGUGCUCGAAGGAACAGUGGCAGCCCUUUGUCUCCCUCUCCAGCCUCCCAGAGGAGACUGGCCCAGAGGGAGGGCUCUGGAAGCACCAGCCUGUCUACUCCACCCGCUCCUGGCAGCAUUGACCCCCACGUGCCAUCAUCACAGAGCCUCCCGGACUCUUCGGUACCUCUGGGCAGCGUGCCGCUGUGCUGCACUCUUUGUCACGAGCGGUUGGAGGACACUCACUUUGUCCAGUGUCCAUCGGUGCUGUCACACAAGUUCUGCUUUCCCUGCUCCCGGGAGAGCAUCAAGCAGCAGGUCGCCACCGGUGAGGUGUACUGCCCCAGUGGGGCGCGCUGUCCUCUGGUCGGCUCCAACGUGCCCUGGGCAUUCAUGCAAGGGGAAAUAGCCACCAUCUUGGCUGGGGACAUUAAGGUAAAAAAGGAGAGGGACCCAUAAGUCCAUCCAGAUCUUUUAGUCUUUUCUUGGACUUUAAGCAUUUCUAUAUAUUUAACCAUCUGAGGCACAGAGGGACGUCCGUCGUGACCCAGUGGAUGUUCGGACUAUUCACUAGGGAGGUGUAUAAUUUGUAAACAUGCAUUUUUUUUUUCCAUACUUUGUGUUUCUGCAUUUUGGAGAAGGACGGGUGUGUACUCUUCACCAUCACAUCUAAUGUCUGUGAGGUCUGGAGACAGUCCUGGCCAGUAGCAUGUGACUAGUUAGUAGGGCUGGGCGUUACGGCCCCAAAUCACUGUCAACAUAUUCACCUCAGCGAAGUUCACCUCGAUUACGAUAACCGUCCGCACGCGUGAAGACAACGGUUCGUCCACUAAAUGGGGCUGUGGCUGCAUCCACAGCCAGUUUUAGUGACGUCUAAUUCCCCCAGAACAUCCGAUCCACCUGUGUUUAAUUCCUCUUUUAUGAAACUAAUACUCAGUACUAAGUACUUGUAGUUAAGAAGGUAAAUUAAAUAAAGCAUAAGCGCAACAGAAGUAGAAAAGUACAAGUUCCCUUCAAACACAAAGGGUGCAGGUGACGUUUAGGUCGAUAAUUCAGCUCUAGAGGUGGAACUGAUGUACGAGACGGACUUGUUCCAUGCAGCGGAUGUUCUAGUGUUAUGGAUGUAUAGAUAUUGUGGAUUGCAGCUGAUCAAAACCCCACAUUCAGACAAUCAGAAUACCAUGAAAAGGUUCAACAAUCUAGACUCAGUGUGGCACUGAUCAGCUGAUGGAUCAGAACACCUGAAGGGUUCCCGAGGCUUUAGGUGGUCUCUCAGUUUGAGCUGAAUUACUGACAUUAAUGGACUUUUGCACCAGAUUCUCCUCGUUCCUGUUUCACCUGUGUAAGGUGUUCUGAUGUUCUGGAGGUGGAUGUGAUGAACAGCUGUUGUCAGGUGGCCAGGUUCUCUGUAAAGGUGGUGGAUGUGCUCGCCUCCUGUUGCUGCCGCCGGCCCCACUGGCCACUUGCCGCCCGUGGCGGCGGAUAGCGGCCAGCAGCAGAGGUAGGUCUGGUCGACAAGAAGCUUGUUCCUAAAAACGCAGCAUUUUGGAUUUGGCUCCAGUCCAUCCGCUUCGUAACACGGACGCGUCGCUGAUGACGUCGGUGAUCGUCCUAACGGCCAUUUUAUCGCCCACCUCUACUAAUUGGAGCACUUGGUCCAAUAAAGACGUGAACGUAUGCUUCUAGCUGUACAUGUAUGCACUUGUUUAAAACAUCAACCAAAUACACUUUCAGAUUCAGUA